Ananas comosus (pineapple) is the source of this 1552-nucleotide messenger RNA. Its product is annotated as PI-PLC X domain-containing protein At5g67130-like. Gene Ontology annotation, biological process: lipid metabolic process. Gene Ontology annotation, molecular function: phosphoric diester hydrolase activity. The transcript has 9 exons. The record is from RefSeq and is a predicted model, not a curated record. NCBI's taxonomy places the organism in Eukaryota, Viridiplantae, Streptophyta, Magnoliopsida, Poales, Bromeliaceae. Bases 142 to 1374 code for a protein of 410 amino acids.
CAUUAUUGCAAAACACAACACUCCCACACACUAUUCCCAGGAAUAAACCUCUCAAUCCCCACUUUAUUCCCCAUUUCCACGUAAUCUUAUCCCCCAAUCCCCUCUCGAAAAACCCCCAAUCCAUUCGAAACCCUAGCGACGAUGCAGAGUCGUCGAUCGAAGCCUCUGUUGCUGCUGCUACUGAUCUCAUUCCUCUUCGGAAUCGCUGUUCCAAUCGCUUUUGCUUCGCAGCUCGGGGCGACGUGCGUGGCGGAUCGGAACUGCGACGCGGGGUUGCACUGCGAGACGUGUAUAGCGGAUGGGAACGUGCGGCCCAGAUGCACCCGGAUCAAACCGUCCGAUCCGAAAUCAACGGGGACGGGGUUGGCGUUCAACAGGUACGCGUGGCUGACGACGCACAACUCGUUCGCGAGGCUCGGGGUGAGGUCCCAAACCGGCUCCAUCAUUCUCGCCCCCACCAAUCAACAGGACUCCAUCACCGAUCAGCUCAACAACGGAGUGCGAGGACUAAUGCUCGACAUGUACGAUUUUGAAAACGAUGUCUGGUUGUGCCACUCCUUUGGCGGCAAAUGCUACAACAUCACGGCAUUCCAACCCGCGAUCAAUGUUCUCAAAGAGAUCCAAUCGUUCCUCGAAGCAAACCCUUCGGAAGUCGUCACGAUAUUCAUCGAAGACUACGUUACGUCCCCGAUGGGUCUCACCAAGGUGUUCACUGCCUCGGGCCUCAUGAAAUACUGGUUCCCCGUAUCCUCAAUGCCGAAGAACGGAGGCGAUUGGCCUUUGCUUCGUGAUAUGAUAAGCAAGAACCACCGCCUGCUCGUGUUCACCUCAAAAUCCGCCAAAGAGGCUUCCGAGGGCAUCGCGUACGAGUGGAGAUACGUCGUUGAAAAUCAAUAUGGAAAUGGAGGGAUGCAAGCAGGGCAGUGCCCUAACCGAGCGGAGUCGGCCGCUAUGAACACGAUGUCUCGAUCGCUCGUUCUGAUGAACUACUUCCCCGACGCUCCGGAUUUCGCGACCGCUUGCAAGCACAACUCGGCGCCCCUCGUGGACAUGCUGAACACCUGCCAUAAUGCGUCGGCGAACCGAUGGCCCAACUUCAUAGCUGUAGAUUUCUACAAGAGAAGUGAUGGAGGUGGUUCCCCAGAAGCUACAGAUAUAGCUAAUGGGCACCUGGUUUGUGGAUGCAACAGCAUAGUAAAUUGUAAGGUAAAUGGCACUUUUGGCACGUGCGAGGCUCCUCCUCAAGCUGGGAACGUACCAUCUCCUUCCUCAUCUACUGUGACAUCGCAAAGUAGUAGUGCAUCAGUUGCUUUAAUGGUCUCAAGAUUAUUUUUAUUCAAAAUGGCCAUAUUCCUAAGUCUCUUUUAUUUGUAAAUAGCCACGGUUUUUUUUAAUUUUUUUUUCUUUUAUGGCUGGGUGGGUGGGGAUUGGCUUGCACUUUGUUUAUUUAUAGCAUUGAUGAUUCCAGUGCAAGCUGGGCAUUUUUCAUUUUUUUUUAAAAAAAACUAAAAUAAGCUCGAGCAAUGAGCGAUCUGAGUAUCUUUAUGGCUCA